Messenger RNA from Acanthosepion pharaonis, 477 nucleotides. Lineage: Eukaryota; Metazoa; Mollusca; Cephalopoda; Sepiida; Sepiidae. The record is from the annotation of a GenBank genome assembly.
AUGAAAAGGAGAAAAUAUCCACACUCCCCCCUCUCUCUCUCUCUCUCUCAUUACGUCCAUUCCUUCUCUCUUCUUUCUCCCUUCCUACCCUUCAAUACAUUCCCUCCCUUAUUAUCUCAUGAAACCUAUCUAUCGGACGAUCUCUUUAGCUCUCAAUCAGAUUCUCUUUCUAUUUACAUGAAAAGGAGAAAAUAUCCACCUUCUCUCUCUCUUUCUCUUUCUCUCUCUCUCUCUUUCAUACAACCAGCCUUUCUCUUUCUUCUUCCUCUCCCUUAUUGUUUCAUUAAAUCUAUCUGUCUGUCUUUUUUUGUCUUACCAAGUUUACCGCGAGCUGUACAAGUCAUUUUCGUUGGAUAUUCUUCGGAUAUCUAUCUAUCUAUCUAUCUAUCUAUCUCAGUCCUUUUCAUAUCUAUCUAUCUAUCUAUCUAUCUCUAUCUUAUUCAUAUUGAGAGGAAAACCAUUUUUCUCUAUUCAUAG